This is a messenger RNA of Vanderwaltozyma polyspora DSM 70294, 1923 nucleotides long. RefSeq names its product mRNA (N6-adenosine)-methyltransferase (gene IME4). Gene Ontology annotation, cellular component: RNA N6-methyladenosine methyltransferase complex; nucleus. Lineage: Eukaryota; Fungi; Ascomycota; Saccharomycetes; Saccharomycetales; Saccharomycetaceae. The transcript has a single exon. Gene Ontology annotation, molecular function: mRNA m(6)A methyltransferase activity. The record is from RefSeq and is a predicted model, not a curated record. Bases 1 to 1923 code for a protein of 640 amino acids.
AUGAGUUGGGCUAAUACAGUUCAAUUGGUUGAAUUUUUAAUUGAAAACCAUGAAUUAUUGAUUAACGAACCUUUAUCUGGACAAUUAAGAGAUAUCUUUGCGUUGUAUAUCACCGCAAACCAAUAUGCAAAGACGAAAUACGAUCAUUCAAAACUUCCUUUUACUGAUUUUGUUAGUGAUAUCCAUGAGAUCUCAAGGCUGGCUCCUUGCUCGUUAAUUUUUAAGAAGGAUAACGGUUUGAGUUUAGAAGAUCAUUAUAUCGAGGUGAUCGAUGAAUAUCUACUGAAAUUGCUAAGGGAUAAACUAGUACCAUUUCAAAGGCCAAAAUCAAGCUCAGGCUCAGGCUCAGGCUCAGGCUCAGGCUCGAACUCAAUCUCAAUCUCAAAUUCAAGUUCAAACUCAAAUAAACAUAAUGGCGCCAAAUCGAAUUCCUCUUUGCAAGCAAAAGGUAAAAAAACUUGCGGGAACAAUAAUGCCAAUAAUAACCAAGACUCACCUGAGAAAGGCUUGUUGGAUAGAUUAAUGCUGGCCUUAAAACAUGAUGAUUUCGAAAAUGGCAACAGAACUGAGCAGACCAUUUGGAAUGUAGAUUUAUUAAAUAGAAUGCAAAAAAAUUUGAAAACUGAAUUGGCUUCUGUUACGUUGAGUAGAGAAAGAGCUAGCCAAACAACAAAAAUUGCUGAAUAUAUCCCAUCUUGUAGAAACACAACCCAUGCUUCCCUUUUAUCAACAUCGGUUUAUAUCGUUAACAAUAAAAUUGUUUCAAUACAAUGGUCAAAAUUUAAUAAAUAUGAAUUACAAUAUCCUGGUUUUUUAAAUUGUGUCCAAAACAAUAUUCACUACGUCCCAAACCUAAAGCCUCAAACUGACCUAUCUUUGGGUGAUUGUUCAUACUUAGACACUUGUCAUAAGUUGAAUACUUGUAGAUAUAUUCAUUACUUGCAGUACAUUCCUGAAAGCUUAAAAAGAAAAAUCGAAGAAGAAACUGAAUCAAUGAAUGCAAAAAUUGAAAAACAAAGAAAGAUACCCUUCUAUACUCAUGGUGAAUGCUGUUCAUCUUUUAUAAAGUCGCCUUUGCCUCCACAAUGGAUUAGAUGUGAUGUUAGAAGAUUUGACUUUAAAAUUUUGGGAAAAUUCUCAGCGGUUAUAGCUGAUCCAGCAUGGAACAUUCAUAUGAACCUACCAUAUGGUACCUGUAAUGAUAUAGAGUUGUUAGAACUACCAUUAGAAGAUCUCCAGGAUGAAGGAAUAUUAUUCUUGUGGGUAACUGGUAGAGCAAUCGAAUUAGGUAAGGAAUCGCUACAAAACUGGGGAUAUAAAGUCGUAAAUGAAAUAUCAUGGAUCAAAACUAAUCAACUUGGUAGAACUAUUGUCACAGGACGUACUGGUCACUGGCUAAAUCAUUCUAAGGAACAUUUAUUGGUGGGGCUCAAGGGUAACCCAGAAUGGAUCAAUAAACAUAUCGAUACAGAUAUUAUCGUAUCUACCACGAGAGAAACCAGUAGAAAACCAGAUGAAUUAUAUGGAAUGGUUGAAAGAAUGGUAGGUCCGCAUGCACGUAAACUAGAAAUAUUCGGUAGAGAUCACAAUGUUAGACCAGGUUGGUUUACAGUUGGUAAUCAGUUAACUGGUAAUUGUAUUCACGAAUUAGACGUUAAAAGAAAAUACGAAACCUUUUGCCAGAACUUAUUAAACAAAUCUGUUAAUAAUAAAAAUGGAUGUCCUAAAGGUUUAACCAAUAACGAGAAUACUAAAUUACAACCAGUGCAAUCCCAUUCGAAUAAUAAUGACGACNAUAAUAACAGUAAUAAUAAUAAAAAAACUCAUAAUAGACAUGCAUCAUCAUCAAUGGCCCAUAUUGAAUAUUCUCAGCAUCCUCUGAACUUGCAAACACAACUGAACAAAUUAUACAUUUCACAAUAA